ACUGUAAACUGUAACUGGGCGGUUCUUCACCAAUAUUGUGCUUCUCAGCCCAGGAAGCUCUGGUUGUGGCCACACACCUGGGCAUACAGGAGGACGGAGAAAACACAGCCGGGAGGAGGAGGUGUCGGGGAACCGUUGCCAUGCCACUGACUGGGAGGAGCAAAGAUCAGAGAGGUGGAGAUCAGAGAGUAAACAGCGAGCCCGUAGUUAGGGGGUUGUCGUUCAGGUCGUAUUUCACUAGCUCUCCUUCUGUUUGUAAUCCAAACCUCACAAUCCAGCGUGUUCUCACAGAGGAACGGCCACUAGCCCGAGGCGAAACGCUGAGCUGUGUCCAACACAGCAAGGGUGUGCUCCAAACAAGUGAGCAGGUGAGCACAUGGGUUUCCGGGUGAGUGAAGCGCUCUGAACUGUCCACCACGGCCAGCACGGUGAUCACCUGUACCUUCAGGAUUCGAAGAACCAGGAAGAGAACAGAGGAAGCGAGCUGAAGCUUUAACCAUUCGCUCGCUGAAGUGUGACGUCUUCUUUCAGGUGAUACCCAGGUUGACUCAUGGAAAGACGUGACCAGGAGGAGGACUUUGAACCUGACGUUUGAGGAUCUGACAGCUUGGAAAAGCAGGCUGAACGCUAAACACCUCCAGGACCUUUUAUUUAAUAUUCCUUUUCCUUAAACUUUGGUCAGCCGGACUUUCCGCUAGGGACUACACCCAGAUCCAGGCUGAGCCGUGUGGUUUGGCCGUAUCGGGAUUCCUUUUUUCCACUCGGAGUGCAGUGAAGAGAUCAGUAGGGAAGACCAGCCUGCUAGUCCUCUUCUUCCAUUCAUACACCUUCUGGGAUUUUCCCUUUGUGCCGGGAACUCCGAGAUGCAUCCUAGGAUAAAGGUAAUGGAUAGAAGGCAUCUGUGUCUAAGAAAGGUAUCUGUGCCGUACCUAUAACGGGCCGAAACGGGCAAGCGAAGUGUGUCGGAUUAUCGUGCAGCUCUUCGGGAUAUUCCGAAUAUUUCGAGAACGUCUCGGUCGGGACCUCGGCGUGCUUUACACCCCAGGAUCUAAAAGCCCGAAAAAGUGUCUUUCCCCUUUGAAGACUGACCGUGCAGCUGUGAGGUCAGGUGACCCCUGUGUACAUUUCAGGUCUUGACCCUGCUUAACCCUUCCUUCCAUCUCGCGUCCCUCCCCCCCAUUGUGGAGCAUGAGGAAGAAGAAGCACUCGGACUCUCUGGGCAGGGAGAGGGACAAGAAGGAAAAGGCUACCUCGGUCACUCGCGCCCUCAGCUGGCUCAGCGGAUCCUCGCUCUCGCUCUCGCGCCAGACCCGCAAACUGUUCCGCAGCCACAACGACCUCAACACACUCUCGCACACAGCACACCGAGACCGAGAGAAGGACGACGACGAUGAUGAUGAUGACGAUUGGGUGUAUGAUCCCCAGCACUACCUAGCCGUGUCUAAUCUGGACGAGGAGAGUAAGUGGACAGUUCACUACACGGCACCGUGGCACCAGCAGGAGAAUGUGUUCCUGCCUGCAUCCAGACCGGCCUGUGUGGAAGAGCUGCACCGUCAAGCUAAAGUCAACCUCAAAACAUCGCUCAGAGAUUGUGAUAAGCUGAGGAAGGAUGGCUUCCGCAGUUCCCAGUACUACUCGCAGGGCCCCACCUUCUCAGGCUCAGGCCACUCCCGCAACAGCCAACUGGAGGACGAGGAUGAGGAUGAUGUUGAUGAUAAGUCGACUGCCUCGUCUGCAGAAGAGUACAAGAGCUCCGGUGCAAUGAGGGCACACACUGCUUUAAAAGCUGAGGAGGCUGAGGUGGAUGGGCAGGAGGUAUGCUUCACGCCCUUACCCACUCCUGAGGAAAAGAUGAGACAACAAGCUCAAGCUAUUCUGACUGACAUUGUCCCCAUCAACGUCACAGGGCAGACGUUUGACCGUCAGGCCAGCGUCCGUCGCUCCCUAAUAAACACAGACACUCUGGCCCGUCGGCCCAAGAAGGUCAAACGGAGAAAGACUAUAUCAGGUUUGCCUGACAACGUUCAGCAGGAACUAGCUAAAGGACGAGGAGGGGAGCUCCGACCACAGUCCAUGUUUAUUCCUGGACAGUAUUCCACACUGGAACGUUCUGCCAGUGUGUGUUCUACGCUGAGGCACUCCGAGACGAGGGAUUCUGGCUGCCAGACCGAAGAGGUAAAAAUCGUUCCACCAUCUGUGAGGAGGAUCCGAGCACAGAGAGGCCAAGGAAUCGCUGCUCAGAUGUCUGGCAUGUCUACAUCCGCCACCAAUAUAGCUACAGGUCCACACGACCAUUCCCCUGGAUCUCCUGUGCAUGUCAUGGGUCCUCGAUUUAAUGGUGAUCCCCAACGCUUCCAUAGCUUGCCACGGGGUGCACGGGUUUCUCUGAAUGCAGAGCUCCUGAACAGAAGUACUUCGUGUAGGCCAGAGAAUAGUGCUGGACCACCACCUCGGCAGAUUGGAAAGUUCCAAGUUGAUGAGACUGCAAUUCACAUGAGGAACGCCCCGAGGACUAGCACUUCAGCCCGCCCGAAAUCCCAGGAGGUAAGGGGAUCACAUGGGGACUGGGGGACUGCCUGUGUGGUUUCCCCCCUUGCAGCAUACUCAACAUCACUCAUCCCAAAUGCAACGUUGCCAUGUUCGGCUGAGGUGAUUGCCCUUCACGCUAGGUCUAGCCCAGGGCAGCAACUGCAUUCAAGGCCACUCAGGAUGUCCUCGAGUGUCAACGGAGAAAGCUCCACCAGUGUGGCCACCAGUGCUGAGACGGACAUGCAGGAAGCUGCUCAGUCCAAUAGCAGCUUAAAUAGCCAAAGUACAAUCGCUGCAGGAACAGCAUUAUCAGAUGAGCAGUGGAUUUAUGACACCCCUGAGAAUGUGUCGCCCAGAAGACCACUCACUUCCAGCUGCUCCACUCCCAUCAAUCAUCUCUACAACAGCUUGGAGCGCUCCUCUAAAGGUACAGACUCCAGUUCACUCUUCUCCAUGGACAAUGAUGGUUAUUACACCUCCAUGCAUUUGGACUCAGGUCUGAGGCCAAAAGGACAUAGCAUCGCAGGCAGGGCAGCACGGCAUAGUAUGUACGAGUGCAUUGGCCAGCCAGGAGACUGUAGCAGCGUUUCUAGUGAUCAGUCACUGUCCCGAUCUAUUUCCCUUCGUAAGUCUAAGAAGCCACCCCUCCCUCCAGCACGCACAGACUCGCUGCAGCGUAAACCUAAGAAUAAAAAUGCCGUUAAUGCUAGCAAUGGCUCAGUUCUUAACGAGUCACUGAUCGCUACGCUUCAGCAGUCCCUGCAGAAUGGGUUGAAAGGGAAAGGGUCUUUGACCUCACCAUCUCAAAGCCCUUGCAGUGACUACGAGGACCCCUGGAUGUUGCGGCCUAGGAGCCAGAGCAGUUUAAGUGCAGGCAGUAGCGGUGUGUCGGCCGCAGGGGUGGGUAACGUUUAUUCCAUCUGUCAUGUCACACCAUUGCACAGUGACACCAGCAGCCUGCGUUCUGACUACGCAGAGUCUUGGGGCUAUUACAUGGAUUACCCUCGUCUGCAGAGCGAUCAGGCACAGUCACCAGUACAUACUAACUCGGUGUCUAAUGGAGGACAGCCAGGUAUUAUGCCAAAUGGACAACAUAUCCACAAUGAUAUUCAGACAACCCUUCCUCCUGCUAAGGGGAAUAUGUCAGCAAAGCCUCAGGUAAACACAUCGUCACCAGACAGGGUGCAUCGUUUAACCUCCCCUUCAAGUGGAUAUUCGAGUCAGUCCAACACCCCAACGGCUGGUACCCCUGUUCCCUCUUUCAUGAGGUCCAUGUCACCUUCUGGUUGUAAGCCCAAGCCACGUGUGCCUGAAAGGAAGUCCUCUUUGCUCUCCUCAGUGUCCAUCUCCUCUUCUUCAACAUCUUUAUCCUCGAACACUUCAGAUUCUGUUAGGAACAACAUCACCCCUCUACCUCCGCCACUGCAUCAUUCAACACUGUCCCUUUCACCACUCAGCCCUGAACCUUUCCCUCCACCUCUUCCUCCCUGCAGUCCUGUGUGCACUCCAAGUGGAACCUUUCCACCUCCACCUGCUCCUCCUUUACCCAGCACCCCACAGCACGAAGUAUCCUUGAGCCCCCUCUCUAUAAAUUCCUCUCCAGAAUUUCCCCCUCCUCCUCCUCCAGAGGUAUUGAAUGACCCCAGCAUGCUACAAAAUGGAUCUUUUAGCCCCACUCUUCAUCCACCCCUGCCUCCACCACCUCCCCUGUUUCCUCCCACCGUAAAUGCUCACAUUCCCCCCCAACAACCCCCAUCCUUGCCCACCUUGACUCCAAUUAUACCUUCUUCUGCAAGCUUAAAGGGAAUUAAAGAUAGACUCAAACCGGUGAAAUCGGAGAGAAAGUCAGUUCCCGUUCGCUCUGAAGAGGUCGGCAAGUCUGCCAUGCCACUAAUAACCCCAUUCGCCCUCCAAAGUGUGCAGCUUCGGUCAGUCAAACAACCAGAGGGUAUUGAGGACAGCAGUAAAUGUCAAGAGGUGGAAACUGAACAGCCUACUACUACUAGGCCUGGCACAACAGAUACACGUAAAAAGUCACACCACCUGACUGUUUUGCCCCAGGCUUCCUGCCCUACUGCUGAAAGAAAUGGAACAUUACAAUCUCCAUCAUCAGAGAAUAUAAUCACCGAAGACAAAAAACAAGUAGAAAUACCACUUUAUAAGACAAAAUCAUUAGAAGAAAUGCCCUAUGAGGCCACUAAUUACCCUUCAAGCGAUUUCAUGAGCCAUAAAGCCGAGGUGGAUGGUACAGAGAGGGAGAGAACACCACAAAACACCACGCCCAAGAAAAAACCUCCCGUGUUCGCCAAGAAGCCCAAAUUUCCCAUCGUCUUUGCAGUCGAACCCGAGCUUAUCGUAGAGGACAAGCAGACACUGGCCGACGAGCAGGAUUCCUCUCCUCAAGUGUUUUCAAACGUUAAACAAGACGCGACCAUUCAUGAACCAAACCCAGAAGUUCAGGAAUCCCUGUCUGUGGAGGAGAUCGAGAAGAACGAUGACAAACCUCCCACUGAGAUUUUCACGUUUGAAAGUAGCCCGUGUCCAACUGAUGGUCAGGUUGAGGAACACUCCCAGACUCCCAUCAUUCAGGACGCAUCCGUGUCUGUUGAUGAUGCAAGGAGCACUUCAGACGGAGAAGAGGAAGAAAACGGAGAAGAUGAUGAAGACGCGUUAAGUAGCACUGCAGGAUCAGACUGCUCCAAAGACGACGGCGACGUGUUCGAGUCCAGCGCAUCAGACUCCCCGCAGACUCCCGGCAUUAACGGUGACGUCGUCGAAGACAUGGUGACUCCCACGCGGCCCCGUACCACGGAGGACCUCUUCGCAGUCAUUCACAGGUCCAAGCGAAAGGUCCUGGGUCGUAGGGAGUCUGAGGACGAGCGGGUGCGAGGUCAGUCGUCUCCUCCAGUCACACCGACGGGACCAACUCCUUCCCUCAGCUCGACUCUGCCUCGUCAGACGGGUUCUAUCCAGCGCAGCCUGCGCAAAUCAGCCACCAGCAGUGACACCUUUAAGGCGCUGCUGCUGAAGAAGGGCAGCCGCUCAGAAGGCAGCUUUCGCAUGUCCGCUACCGAGAUGCUCCGCACAACCGACCCACGAUUCCAGAGGACUCGAUCUCUCGAGACCUCUCUGGAUCCGACUUCACCUGCAACGGGCCUGGAUAGCCCCUGCGCUUCCCCUGGUCGCUGCAAGAGGGUGCCAGACGACUGGCCCCGGAAUGAGUCCACACUGCCACGUUACUCUCCGUGUUCCCCCUUGUCCCCUUCCUCCGGGCUCGGGCCGAAGUACGGCCGAUCCCGCACACCACCCUCUGCUGCCAGCAGCAAGUACAAUUCCCGGAGUCGAAUCCUGAGCAGCCCCAUGACCGUCAUCUGUGAGAGGGAGGGAGAGCUAACUGAGAGUGGAGAGGGGCUGGAUGAACCAUGUCCCGUUUCCUCCACCCCAAUCCCUCAAGACUCGAAUGGCACUUUAUGUGACGGGGAGACUUAAGAUGAAAAUGACUGUUUUUUUUUUUUCCCCCUUCCCCCCGAGCCACAAGGUGCCUCCUUCAGACUGAAGUAGUGUCUGAAGUAGAUCCCGUUUCUGUUCCUGCUGUCCAUCCGUGAACGUGCUUUCCUUUACAGUAGUACACUUAUUUCCUGAAAACUUCUUUUUUUUUUUGGUUCUUUUUGAUUUCCAUUAUUCACCUCAUGAACUUUGUAUUGGGAAUGUGGAAUAAGGACCGAUUUACAAACGAUCAGAGAUGAAGGAUUUGCAAAGCAAGUCAUCCCUUUGACCAGCGGAUAGAUCGGCUUUGCUUUGUGGAACGCUCAGUGUUCUCGACGUUGUAGUCCCAGUCCAUAUAUCUGCAGUAAUGAACCCGAACUGACUGCUGGACACUUUGUUUGGAAAUUUAUGGCGAAUCUCAACCCGACAGUCAUGAACUUUGGAAGCCGUCACUGGGUGUGGGGAAAGUGACCGAGGCCAACACGAAGGACUGCUGAGACGCAGGCUGAGGCUCCAGAAGAAGCUUUUCUGUUGGAUUUGUAGUGUGUAGGUUUGCACUGUGUUCAUGUGUUUUUGUUUAUUUGUUUAUUGGUCAUUUAAAAUGUUCUGCCUGUGUUCUGAUGACUUUUUCCACACAAAGAGAAAAUCUACUUGAAGCGAGUAACAUCUGUUUGUGACGGUUUAGUUAACCAAAGAGUUUAAAGUAUAAACGUAAUUGUCGCCUGCUGUAGGGACUCGGGGUAGCUCAGGCGUUUACUGUACUGGGAGCAAUAACGGUUCUUCUGUAAAGCAUUGCUAAAGACUAGCCUUUACAUUUCUUAUUUACUAACUCCUCUUACAUAAAAUCUCGUGCAGUUUUAUACUGGGUUUUUUUUUUUUUUGUAUAUAAACAAAAAUAUUAAGAAAUAACAUCUGGAUUUAUUUUCAAAGAAUUUGUACACCCUUAUUAGAGGACGUGGCUUUCUUUUUGUAGAGUAUUUAUUUUAGAUUAGCCAGAAUGUGAUGUGAUUUAUUUGUGAGGGAUUUUUACACGUUUGCAGCUCAGUUUCUAAUUAUUUAGAAAGAAUGACAUCGCUGUUUCGGACUCGUGAGCCGAGUCUGAUUUCGAGGCCUUUAUGAAGUCUCCUUCUUGUCCUUUUGAUCCAGAAAACCAAAAACACGGUGAGAGAAAGAAGGCUGCUAACCCUCUUGUGUAUGUCUCGCUAAUAAAUAAAUAAAAAAGUUGAUAAAAUGGCUCCUCUCUGUGUUUGAUUCACUGCCACCUGUCACCCGUCAGAAAAACCCACACUCGUUACAGGCGUCGCCAUGGCACCCUGGGCUGUUAGUCAUUUCUAAAGGUUUCAGGUGAGGUCAGCGCUUAUUGCUCCAUCUCUGCUCUCCAUCACAGUCCAGAAGACAGCGAGUCCUGUUGAUUGUUAAGUCUUCAUAAAUGUAAUAAUUUUACCCCUGUAUAAAUAAUUUAAAGAAGAAAAAAAAACAAGAAAGACUUUCACAACUCUCCCGGAUACUCAUGGUUUUGUGAUGCUCGGCCACAGGAACAAUAGAUCGCGGUGGUACUUUGGCUCGGCCUCGGCACUCAGCAUAAUCGAGUUUGCGCAUGAAUAUGAUCUUCAGGCAACACUUGCCUCGAAAACAAACCUGAUGACGCUGCAGCUGUGCUCGUGUUCGUCACACGUUCAGCUAAAAAUCAUCCAUACUGAGAGAGCUCGUUCGUGUAGAACAGCGAUAUUUAUUACAGAAAGCGUACGUGUUACAUCUGAGAUUCAAAAUCCUCCAUUGUUGUAGUGGAAUCAGUGUGAUAUCAUUUUACAUUUAAUUAAUCAAUCAUAAACUGAAAAUUUCAUUGAUAAAAUUAGGAUUAAAUCUUUGUGUGCACUCUCUUAGUACUUAAGGGUUAGUUCACCCAAUGAAAAUGAACAUUGUCAUCGCUCCCUCACGCUCACGUCCUUCCAAACCCUAAGUGAAGACAUUUUUAAUGAAACCUGCGAGAUUUCUGUCCCUCCAUUUACAGUCCAAGUAACCAAAAAGUUCAUAAAGGCAUCGUAAAAGUAAUCCAUGUGACUCCAGUGG
Ictalurus punctatus (channel catfish) is the source of this 8085-nucleotide messenger RNA. It is a transcript of the gene nhsl1b, whose product is annotated as NHS-like 1b. The transcript has 8 exons. The record is from RefSeq and is a predicted model, not a curated record. The coding region runs from base 1189 to 6018 and encodes 1609 amino acids. Lineage: Eukaryota; Metazoa; Chordata; Actinopteri; Siluriformes; Ictaluridae. Gene Ontology annotation, biological process: cell differentiation.